AUGCCCAACACAGUUACGGACGUGAAAGAUCCUGCUUUUUGGGAGAACGGCCAGUAUCUGUACGAGUGGGACCGCCAACGUGGCGAUAGGUAUACGGAGGCUGCAGAGAAGGCUCAAGAAGCCAGAUGGAAGAGGCUCAUGGCAAACCGGCCUCCUCGGGAUGUCCUUCCGAGGAAGCUCCUCCCCGGUCCUGACCGUAAACCCCCACUCUACCACUAUGGCUUCCCAUACACCGAUCAAUACGCACUAGAUUACGUUCGCCAUAAUCACCUAACCAUGGCUAUUGCAGAUGAAGACAGAGAUGCGGUUGGUGGUCGGACGGUGCUUGACAUGGCUGAUCUCGAUGAUGCGUGGUUAGCAGCCGACAAGGAUAUCCGGGACUUCGCAUCUUCUAUGUCUCCCUUUCUGAUGGUUAAGGACCUCAGUCAGAAAUGUCGCUUUACCCUUAGCAACGGUCGCCCAUUCAGCCUGGAGUGGGACGGUAUUAUCUCUCUGUGGACGAACUACAACUUCGACGAACGAUACGCAUAUUGCCCUGACGACGAGAAAGUCAUCAAGAUUGUGACGGAUGCUUUGGCCGAAGUCGAAGGGCGUAAAUCACUCAAGGCAAAAUGGUGGUUCGACUGGGACAAUAAUAUUGGGCUCUUCAACCUCCAGUGA
Molecule: messenger RNA, 660 nt
Organism: Dichomitus squalens LYAD-421 SS1
Lineage: Eukaryota; Fungi; Basidiomycota; Agaricomycetes; Polyporales; Polyporaceae
Exons: 3
Coding region: 1-660 (219 amino acids)
Source: RefSeq, a predicted model, not a curated record